GAGGGGUCGAAUUUGCCUACUCCGGCUGUGCUCUAACCGCUUCGGACAGUCGCCUCCGGCCCAAAGCCCCGAACCCCCGCGAUGCCAUCCCUCUCCUCCCCCUUCGCCGCCGGCGACUGCUCCGCCGAUAAGUUCGACCCCGACUACCUCUACUUUCUCCGCCACCUUCGCACCGAGGGCAGCUCCUAUGUCCUCGAGCUCCCGCCCGGCGGUGCCUCCCCUGUCCCCGUCAUCAGGUACGAGUCCCCCAUCUCCAUCUCCGACGGCGAAUGUGUCUCGGACCCUUCCCCGGGCGGCGCAAGCACCAACCGCCGAGCGGAAGAGAGGGACUCGUCCGUGGAGGCGCCCCCCUCGUGGAUCGACUCCAUCGUCGACAUGGACGAGGAUUACCGCCUUUUCCUGCACCACACGCGCGUGGUGAAUAACCGCCUGAAGCUCCAGAUGGGGGGCGUCGUUGUGGACUAUGAGCCGGACCCGGACGCCGCGCAAUCUGGAGGUAGCAGCGGGGUCGAGGAGCAAUCGGAGAAAGAGGCGCCCGUUGCUUCCUCGGGGGGAGAGGAGCAGGCGGUCGACUCAGAUGAGCCGGUUGUAAUUAUGCCGGAGCCGAACGCCUACGACUGGCGUGCGGAUCCAGCCCCUCGUAAAAGGAUGCAGGGCCAGGAAGAUAUUGGGCACAAGGAUGCUCAGCCUCGCACUGCUUCGUCACAUAGAUCAGGUGUUAUAUGGCCUCCACAUAUCAACCAUAGGCCAGAUUCAGACUUCAAGCGAAGAUUGAUGGAUGCUCUUCAGAAACCAUUUAGCCGGAAAGAAUAUAUUAAGCUGUUUGACAUGGCUUCUAUUCGUACUCCUUUAGUGAAGUUGCGACAGGUGCGCAAUGAUGCAAAAUUCUACCCUACCGAGGAGAUGGGCAAUUCAUAUUUUGAUCAUUACCCAGAUCUUGUCGAACAAGUUACAAACAAUACCUUUUCCAAGGGUUUAGCUUUGAUGCGUGGAUUUUUCUUCUGGUUGCAGAAUAGUGCACACGAGGACCAAUUCAGACCAUGGACAGAUGAUCUGAAAGAUCAAGAUGUUAUUCCGUUGAUGGACUUAGAUUACGCAUUUCCUUAGUUCAUUCACUCAUCUUCUCUUUUGUGGAAAUAAUUCCCUAAGGGUGAAACCAUUCUCAGUACAGAAUAUUUGAUUUUUAUCAUUUUAUAUAUUGAGUGUGCGAAUAAGUACUGGAGCAGUCAACUUGUGUUGCUCUUUCUCUUGGGAGAAUAAAUGUAUAUAUUGCAUAACUGUUGAAAGGAGAAAUCAUUCCCUGUGAAA
Messenger RNA from Hordeum vulgare subsp. vulgare (domesticated barley), 1308 nucleotides. RefSeq lists its product as uncharacterized. The record is from RefSeq and is a predicted model, not a curated record. Lineage: Eukaryota; Viridiplantae; Streptophyta; Magnoliopsida; Poales; Poaceae. Bases 82 to 1107 code for a protein of 341 amino acids. The transcript has 4 exons.